AUGAGAGGCCUCGCGGCUUGUUACAGCGAGCACGCCAUUAAAGUAUCAGAUGCCUACUGUUCCGGUCCUUCGAAUCAUUCUUACCUCUCUCCGACAUUACCACCUCCUUCGAUCCCCGACACAGUUACAACCACUUACAAAUCCUCCGACAAAGCCGUCUCUGUUUCGCUCACCUGGUCGGAUAAUCUCACCGUCGUGAUCUCGACGCCGCCGAAAUCGUACUCUGUUUCCCUCAGGAAACCGAAAGGGUCAAGAAAGCUGACUUCUUCCUCCGGUUCACUCAACGCCGAUAUCCUCUGGGAUCUAUCGGAGGCAGAGUACGAGAGCGCCGGACCCGAACCGACCAGAGGGUUCUCCGUCACCGUCGUGGUUAAUUCCGAGAUCACACUCCGAGUCGGCGACGUUGACCACGAGAGUCUGCGGCGUGACACGUCGUCGUGGACGGUCUCGAGAACGGAGAGAUUCUCGGGGACUUGUUCGAUGUCUACGAAGGCUCAGUUCUCCGACGGCGGAACUAAGCACGAGAUUCAGAUCCAAUGCGGCGGCGGAGGAGGAGGAGACGGUGGAGGAGAUGAAGGGUAUUUAUGGAAAUUGAAAAGUCCUGAAACGAUGUCGGUUUGGGUGGAUAAGAGGAAAGUGUUUCAGGUGAAGAAGCUCAAGUGGAAUUUCAGAGGGAACCAGACGAUGUUCUUCGAUGGAAUGCUCAUCGACAUGAUGUGGGACUUGCACGACUGGUUCUUCAGAGAAACGGCGUCGUCUUCUUCGACUUUUUCAUCGAAAACGACGUCGUCCUCCUCCUCUUCUUCCUCGUCGUCUUCUCCUCCGUGUGCCGUGUUUAUGUUCAGGAGGAGGAGUGGAUUAGACAGCAGAUUAUGGCUCGAGGAUGACGAAGAAGAGAACAACAAGAAGAUUGGAUUAAGAGAAGCCAAACAUUCGUUUUCGUUAAUCAUUUGUGUCUCCAAAAAGUGA
Messenger RNA from Microthlaspi erraticum, 969 nucleotides. The record is from the annotation of a GenBank genome assembly. NCBI's taxonomy places the organism in Eukaryota, Viridiplantae, Streptophyta, Magnoliopsida, Brassicales, Brassicaceae.